Messenger RNA from Zymoseptoria tritici IPO323, 963 nucleotides. RefSeq lists its product as uncharacterized. The record is from RefSeq and is a predicted model, not a curated record. The transcript is spliced from 2 exons. Lineage: Eukaryota; Fungi; Ascomycota; Dothideomycetes; Mycosphaerellales; Mycosphaerellaceae. The coding region runs from base 1 to 963 and encodes 320 amino acids.
AUGUUCAUCCCCAAGCCAACACUCACCGAGGCCAACCUUCCGGACCAGUCCGGCCGGGUCUUCAUCGUCACAGGCGGCUACGCUGGCGUGGGCUACGAAUUGUCUCGCAUUCUCUACAACGCCAAUGGAGUCGUCUACGUCGCUGGAAGAAGUGCCGACAAGGGAGAGAAAGCCAUUUCUGAGAUCAAGCAGAUUGUGCCGAGCAGCAAGGGAAGACUGGAAUUCUUGAAGAUUGACCUGGCGGACUUGACCAGCAUCAAACCUAGUGUUGAGGGAUUCCUCGCCAAAGAAGAGCGACUCGAUGUGUUGAUCAACAACGCCGGCGUAAUGACGCCACCAGCAGGCUCUCUAACCACCCAAAAAUAUGACCUUCAAGUAGGCACCAACUGCCUCGGACAUCACCUCCUGACCAAGCUCCUCCACCCUCUCCUCACGAAGACGGCCGAAUCCUCUCCACCCGCCUCCGUCCGCGUCGCCUGGGCCGGUUCUCUCGCCGUCGACGCCUUCUCGCCCAAGGGAGGCGUGACCAUGACCGCCGAGGGAAAUCACGAAGUCGGCAAGAAGUCCAUCCAAACUCUUUACGGAGAGAGCAAGGCCGGGAACUACUUUCUCGCUGCACAGUUCGCCAAACGCAAUCCCAUUCCCGCAGACGGCAAGGGCGGCGUGCUGCACGUGGCGUUCAACCCGGGCAAUCUGAAGACCGAGCUGGGACGACACCAGCACAGCGCGGCGAUGUGGGUGAUGGGUAAGACGGUGCUGUAUCCCGCCGUCUAUGGCGCGUACACGGAAUUGUUUUGUGGAUGGAGUCCCGAGUUGACGAAGGAGAAGAAUGGCUGUUAUGUGGUUCCUUGGGGUAGGUUGGCAGGUGUGAGGAAAGAUGUGCAGAGGGAGAUUGAUGUGGAGGGUGGGAAUGCGAGCAAGUUUUAUGAGUGGUGUGAGAGGGAGACUUCGAAGUAUGCUUGA